AGCGGUGUGACGUCACUCCGGAGCCUAGACCCGCCGGCUCGCUGUCACCGCGGAACAGAGAAGAACCUGUGGGGAGGAUCACCGACGAGAAACGGAGGAUCACCGACGAGAACCGGAGGAUCAGAGACAGAGGAGAACCGGAGAACAAUCAUAAAACAAUCAUAGAACAAUAACAGAAGAAUCAUCCGACACCAGAGGAGACCCACAGGGGCACGUGAUGACAAGCAGUCAGAUCUCUCCGCGUUCACCUCCACCUUCCUCGUAGCCCGCUCCUUUACCUCACGGGACCUCGGGAGCGUCGUAGCGGCUCAGCAGCGGCUCCUCUCCGGCCUCCAGCGCUCCGACACACCGGUGCGAGUGCUAAGUGGCUAAGUGGCUAACUAGCCCGUGAGUAAAGUGAAACCAUUCAGGACAGACAGCCUCCCUCAUGGCGUUAAUCCUGCUCACCAGGUCCCGGGCCCCUCUCAUGAAAACGUCCCGGUCUCUGAAGAACGAGUUCCGGAAAGGGGCACGACAAGAUGGUGUCUGUUUCAGCUGCACAGCCCUCAGACUCUCCAGUCACAUACUUGAUGGGCGACUCGGCAGUUUGACCCCGGUCUCUUCAUUCAGUCCUUCCUUCCCUGGGUCAGAUGGAAGUGCGGGCCCCUCCCAGAACUUGGACUCACUGCGGCCCUACUGCGCUCUUGUGCCGGGGGCCCCCCCCUCACUACACCCUGCGAUCACAACAGGGGCCCAGUGGUCGAUAGUGCGGCCGCAGGACAUCUCCGGAGUCAGGUGGAUACACACAUCGAGGAGGAGAUGGGACGAGUCCAAGGUGGAGAAGUCACUACGUUCGAUAAAGGACAAGAAGAAGAUGGAGGAGGGCGGGCCGGUGUACAGCCCCACGCUGGAUGCAGAACGUGUGAGGAGGUCGGUCCGCCAGUGGGUCGUGGAUGAAGUCAAGCACUACUACCACGGCUUCAGGCUGCUGUGGAUCGACACCACCAUUGCUGGGAGAUUGCUGUGGAUGGUGUUGAACGGAAACGUCCUGUCCCGACGCGAGAGGAGACAGUUCCUCAGAACGUGUGCAGACGUCUUCAGACUUCUUCCCUUCCUGGUCUUCAUCAUCGUCCCCUUCAUGGAGUUCCUGCUCCCAGUGGCUCUGAAACUCUUCCCCAACAUGUUGCCGUCCACAUUUGAGACACAGUCGAAGAAGGAGGAGAGGUUAAAAAAGGAGCUGAGGGUCAAACUGGAAAUGGCCAAGUUCUUGCAGGACACCAUCGAGGAGAUCGCCCUGAGGAACAAGGCCGCCCAGGGCAACGUGACGGAGGAGUUCUCCACCUUCUUCCAGAAGAUCCGUGACUCCGGUGAACGUCCCAGUAACGAGCAGAUCAUCAAGUUCUCCAAGCUGUUUGAGGACGAGCUGACUCUGGACAACCUGACCCGGCCUCAGCUGGUGGCUCUGUGCCGCCUCCUGGAGCUCCAGUCCAUCGGGACCAACAACUUCCUCCGCUUCCAGCUCAUCAUGAAGCUGAGGAACAUCCGUGCAGACGACAAGCUCAUAGCCGAUGAAGGAGUGGAGAGUCUGAACGUGAACGAGGUGCAGGCGGCCUGUCGCGUCAGAGGGAUGAGAUCUCUCGGAGUCACAGAAGAUCGACUGAGGGAGCAACUCAUCCAGUGGUUGGACCUGCACCUGAACCAGCAGAUCCCCACCUCUCUGCUGCUGCUGUCUCGAGCCAUGUUCCUGCCCGACACGCUGUCUCCUGCCGACCAGCUGAAGACCACGCUGCAGACGCUGCCUGAGAUAGUGACGAAGGAGGCCCAGCUGAAGGUGGCGGAGAUGGAGCUCUCCAAAGUCGACAAUAAGACCAAAGUGGAGACGAUGCUGCAGGAGGACGCGGUCAUACGCCAGGACAACAAGGACCGUGAGAUGGAGAGGUUGGCUGACGCUGCAGAGAAGGCUGCCAGGGGGGAGCUGGAGAUGGAAACAGAGCGGAGCAGGGCAGAGGCGGCCAUGUCCAAGGCUGACAAGGCCGCUCACUCAGAGAUCCUGAGGGACACAGCGCCGGUCAUAGAGGGACUCAAGGACGAGGAGAUCACCAAAGAGGAGAUUGACAUGUUGGGCGACGCCUGCUCCAAGCUGAAGGAGCAGAGGAGGCUGUUGACUCUGGAGAAAGAGGAGCUGGAGGAGCUGAAGGACGACGUCCAGGAAUACAACGAGGAUCUGGAGGAAAUAAAGAUGGAGCUCUUCAAGAGCGGCCAGGAGAAGACGGUGGAGGAGUCCAAGGCGAGCCAGCGUCUGGGGAAGAGAGUGAACCGGAUGAUCGGCCGCAUCGACCACAUCAUCCUGGAGCUGGAGAAGGACAAGGUCAUCCUGGACGGACGGGUGCACAGCGGAAGCACCCCACCUGUUGGAUUAUCCUUUGCCACAAGUCUGUUCUACACCCUCAGGGAGAACCUCAUCAGCAUCGACGAGCUCAUCAACAUCAUGCGGCAGAUCCAGAACAUCCCGGAGCACAAGCUGCAGAGCAUCGCCGAGGCGCUGGACGACAACAAGGACGGGAAGAUCGACAUCGACGACGUCAUCAAAGUGGUGGAGCUGAUUGACAAGGAGGACAUCGACAUCUCCACCUCGCAGGUGACCGACAUCAUGGCGAUGCUGCAGAAGGAGGACAAGCUGGUGGAGAAGGAAAAGGCCAAAGAGAAGGUGGAGAAGGAGCAAGCAGCCACGCGCAACAACUAAUUUCAGUUUCCACAAAAGAGAGACUUGUGAAAUGUGCUGUUGAGAAGAGUGGGAGAGAUCCCUGGUCAAACCCUGGACACCAGGUGGAUCUGGACCAGUCGAGUGAAGGAGUCACAAGGUAACAGCUGACUUCUCAAAAGGUCUUUCACCGUAAAUUGAGCUCCUAGGAAAAUGUCUAAAAAUGUAAAAAGAAGGCGUUUUAAAUUUAUGAACCGAGGGAACAGAAUGAUGUGACACCACAGUAGUUCUCCUAACAUUAAAGGAAGGACAUUAUGAAAAGUCAUUUAUAUAUAUAUAUUGUAAUAUAAAGAUAUUAGCUGAUACUUCGAUAUUGGAAUAUUUUACUCUCUAAAACCGGCCCCAGAAACACUUUAAUAUAUGAACUAAACUUUGUGGUGAACCGUCUUGCCUUUCAUUUCACUCAUGUCAUCAGCACAGAGAAAUGAGAUGAGCUCAUUUCUAAAGUUUGCACAGAAGAAAAAUCAUUGUUGUCAUUCCACUCAGUUUAUUCCCUUAUUGAUUUUGUUUAUCCAUCAUAAUCCCGUGAUGUCACCUGUUGUUGUUUUCUCUGAAUUGUACUGGACGGGCAGAUUGUUGCUGGAUAUAAGACGUUUGAAUGGUGGCUGCAACCAAAGACCUCUUUAGAUACGUCAUCCAAAUAUAUUAAAGUUCAUUCACAAACAUCAAAUUAUAGCUAGUAAGUUAAAGUAAUCAAAAUAAAACAUGCUAAUUAUUAUUAAUUUUAAGUCUGAGUAUUAGUAUUAGCUGGAGGUUUCAUCAUUCCCCUCCAAAAUAAAGUGUUUAAGUUUUGUCUUCAAAAGCCAAGGACUGAAGUUAGAAACAACCACAUCAAUAAUACAAAAUGACUGUACUGUAAUUUAUUUUGAAGUUGUACUUAUGACCUGAUGAUAUUUUGUCUGAGCUCUUCGAGUUUAGUCUUGUGUUCGACCUUUAGCUCUUUAAAAUGACAAAGUUAAACUGUGGCACAUAAAAGAAUCAGAUUUGGAUUAUUCCUAAGAAAUCCACGAAACAAGAGGAGACGGUUUUUAUGAUGAGAUGGAAACAUCGGUACUCGUGGGUCAGACCACUCACACACACACACAUCUCAUCACACACAUCUCAGCUACACAACUGGAAGGAUCGGUGACUGCAUCUUGCACAGUUGUGAUGCUUUUGUGGUAAAAGAGAGACACACAACGACCUGCUGAAGUAGCCGCAGCUGCAGUCGUUGUCUCCUGGACCAUAUCACGUGUCACCAACACAACAAACCAAAUAUCGGUGGUUCGAUGCCGCGGCUCGUAGAGUUUCAUGUUUUUCCAGACACUAGUUGUGAGUUGUUUGGUGUUCGUCUGCUCGGAGCGUGAACGCGUCUUCGUGUGACUGUUGUUAAAUUCGAGUAUUCGUCAAAGUGACCUUCUCUUGACACAGAUAUUAAGGAUUAUAAUCUGCUGUAUGUGUAUUUUUUUUUUAGCUUUGAUUCUCUUUAAUCUUGAUGUAAUCUAGUAUUUUGGUUUGAAGACGACUGGAUGAAUUGAUUUCUAGGAACACGACGACUCCGCUCUUGUGUUGUUGUUUUUUGCACCGUGGUCAUGAAUGUGUGUCGAGUGGAGACAGGUUUUCCUCCGGAGGAAGAUUUCAGAUCAUAUUUGAUUCGGCUGCUCUGCGUUAAAUUGAUUUCCUCGACUGGGUUCACACCAAAAACAGCUCGAAUCUCAAUCAUCGAGUUUUUCCAGAUCUAAUUUCAACUGAUCCUCGUUUUGAGUAGAUUUCCAGUUGUAAUGGUUCAAGAACCUCUGAUCGUUUUCAGGUGCACAGCUGAACUGUGGUUUAUAAAGGUGAACCAGUAGUGAGGAAGAUGCUGUUUAUCUUGCUGGCUGCAGUCUGAGGGUCGGUUCACCUUUAUCUGCUGAAUUGAAUCGGCUGUUCCUGAGUUUAAUGGUCCUGGCCAGCGCUCUGUUAUUCCUCCACAGUUACUAGAGCUCAGGUGUAAACAUGGCUGACAGAGUGGUACACGAGAGAUAACGACCCGCCGCUUAAUCUGUUCCCGGAAUCCACCGUGAUGAUGAAGAGCUUGUUCAUCCUCCAUCAGACACUGUCCCGGCUCCGACAGGGCGACCAGUCAGACUGAUGGGCGCAGGGUAAACACUCGCCCCCUACAUGGGCCACAGCCAGCGCCACUGGAGGGUUGUGUUUGGAUUGGAGCUGCCGCGGCGGGACAUGCCAUCUUCUCCGCUGCGUAAAUCAACCGCCAGUGUAAACACACGUCGGGGGAGCGUUGUGACAACUUCUCGAUUACACUCGGCAGAGGGGGGGGGGGGUAUUCGUGUCCGUCUGACAGGUCGCGCUCAGGGGAAGCUUCGUGCAAACGAGCAGCACUGCCACUGUUUGUUGGCGUGGCGGGGAGGGUCAAAGGUCAGGAGGAGGAGAAGUGGCACGUAACAGGAUAACUAAGUGCUCAGGGCUGUCGGUGAAGAAGAGUUUGAGAUGAACUGGAUGCAUCAGCGUUCUUUAAGCUGCUUUGUGGGACAAUCAAAUAAAUAUAUGCAUUCAAAUAAUCUUGUGUAAUUUAACGUGUGUGGCGGCAGAAGAAACAGUUGUUCUUCUCAUGACAGUUUUCCAGAGUCUCAUUCGACUACAAACAAAUGAGUUGAUGAGUUAAGAUGUUUAAAUCUCCUUCGAACCCGUUGAGUCACCUGAUCCUGAUUCCUUCAGAGGAAAGUCAGUCGGCACCGAUUGAGUAAUUGUUUUAACAUGAUUGGAAAUAUAUAUUUUUAAUUCCAGAAAGCCAGAACUCCCCAAUAAUUAUUUUUAUAUUUUCUCAGAAUGUAAAUAUGCAGUUAUAGAUUAUUUCAGCUGCACAGUUGGUGAUUUUCAGUCCUUUUCCCCCGAGAUUCUACCAGGAUAUGAUUAUUAAAUAUGAAUAAAUCCAAAUGCAUUCAAGAAAUCAUCGAAGGGAAAGAUCUCAUUUUGAAAUAAAUAUGCAACAAGCCAGAAACUGAUUAAAGACAAAAAGAAAGGUUUGAUUAAAUCUCUCAGAAACGUCUCAACCUGAUUGUGCUGCAGUGAGGAGUCGAGUUCCCGGGCUCACCACUGGGGGCAGUGUUGCACUGUGUAUUUAGAGCUGCUGCUGUCUUUAAAAAGGAGAGGAGAAGAGGAUGGAGCAUUUAGACAGUGAGAUUAAAUCAUGUUCUAGUCCAGCAGGAGGACGAGUGUUGAUUCCAGCUCACUGUCUGUAUGUUGCCACUUGGUAGAUGCACUAUUUGAUUUAUUUUUGAUACGUGGGGGAGUUGUGUGUUGAAUCGACGACAACAAACCGUCCUCAAAGAUUCCUGUCGACUUGUGGAGCUUGUUGGAGCUUGUGCACUAGAAGAACAAAAUAUUUAAAGCAAUAAGUUGUAUAUGCAUCGUUUUCUGAGUUUCCUUUCUGUCCUUUUGAGUCAGGAGAAUUGAAUUUGUCAAAUUAUAUAUUGUAAUACAUAAAUGAAAAGCCUGCUGUGGGCGUGGAAGUGGAAAACAAAGCUCAGAGGGUUUCUUGUUCUGCUUCUCGUCUCGGUAUCAGGUACACAUUCUGCUGAUUUGGGAGCUGACGUGCUUGUAGUUGAUUGUAUGGACUUUUAUUUUCUCGAGGACUGAUGAACCCACUUUUUUCCCUUUUUAAAAACUUUGCACUCGUCCUUUUUAUCCCACAGAGAAAAUGCUUUAGUUUUGAGGAAUAUCUGAAAAGAGGAGGCGUGUCGUUGCAGUUGAGGAUCUGAGGAGUUAAAUCAGAACCACCGAGUUUCUCUCGGGUUCAAAAUAACUUGAAACUGAAAAUUCAAAUCGUUGUAGAAAGAAAAACCGAUGAACAAAGACGUGAGACAUUUAACUGAAUCUUAAAUAAAAGUGCAGCCGCCAUCAUUUCACAGGAAAGCUGUGUUCAGACCAGAGACUGUAGAUAGAGAUGGACGACCCGUCUCCACCCCCUUUCCACUAUCGCGAAAUGAAGCCACAAUAACUCGGAUUCGAACUCGAGCUUCUAACAAACAUCAGUGUGAUGAGAACAAACUUGACUAACAGAACAUGUGCCUAUUGUUUGGUCCAUGUCCCAUCCACUCACAUGGAGGAGGUGGCCAUCGAGCUGCUCUGGCUUCACUUCUGGGGGAGUUGUCGUAUCGUCCAUCUUUACUCUCAGUCUGUGAUUCAGACAGAAAGCUAAAGAUGAUUCUGUCUGAAUCGUUGUCUGAGGAAUUGUCAGCGUAGAAAUGUAAAAGUUUGUUUGUGUGAUAUUAAAACUUCAAAUUGAUCAAAUAACAAAACGAUUUCCUAAAUCAGGAGAAAAUCUCUCAGUUUGAAAAGGUGACGCGACUUGUUGCAGUUUAAUCUCUUCACUGUUCAAAAAUGUUCAAAAAUAUGAAAAAUAAUAGUCAUUGACUUAAUAUUAGAUUUAUUCUAUUGGGAGUUUUUUUUUGUUUUGAGAUAAUUGUCGUGUUAUUUAUUUAUUUAUUUUUAAUCAGAUUUUGCAAAGUUUUGAGCAGCUGCACAGGAAACAACAGGAACUGGAUUUAAUCUCAGUUUGAACUUGAAUCUCAUCUUUUUUCUUUUGUGUUCAUGUAACGAGAAAAAAACAUUUACAAAAAUUAAUCCUACGUGUUGAAUAAAAAAAACGAUUGAUCCUGA
Platichthys flesus (European flounder) is the source of this 7378-nucleotide messenger RNA. It is a transcript of the gene letm1, whose product is annotated as leucine zipper-EF-hand containing transmembrane protein 1. The record is from RefSeq and is a predicted model, not a curated record. Gene Ontology annotation, cellular component: mitochondrial inner membrane. Gene Ontology annotation, biological process: intracellular monoatomic cation homeostasis. The transcript has 15 exons. The coding region runs from base 428 to 2722 and encodes 764 amino acids. Lineage: Eukaryota; Metazoa; Chordata; Actinopteri; Pleuronectiformes; Pleuronectidae. Gene Ontology annotation, molecular function: calcium ion binding; ribosome binding.